GGCGAAAGCAUGGACCAGUUCUUCCUUCUCGUCAUGGGCUUCAUCAUCUACCUAAUGCAGGCGGGGUUCGCAUUCCUGGAGGCCGGCGCCGUCAGAAGUCGCAACACCGUCAACAUCCUCAUCAAAAACGCCCUCGAUUCAUUUUUUGGUGGCGUGUCUUACUGGCUUGUUGGCUACGCUCUAGCGUUCGGAAAAGGGAACCCGUUCAUUGGCGCCUCUUAUUUCGCCCACAGCGGUCUUCCGGCUACGAUGUACGCGCAUUGGUUUUUCCAGUUCGUGUUUGCCGCCACCGCCGCAACUAUUGUAUCCGGUGCCGUGGCGGAGCGCUGUGACUUCACUGCGUACAUCAUCUACAGCUCAGUCGUUACUGGCUUUAUCUACCCGGUGGUGACUCACUGGGCGUGGUCGGAGGAGGGCUGGCUGGUGAACGGACGGACGUACGAGUUUGACGGGGAGCUCGUCAACAUUGGAUACAACGACUUUGCAGGAAGUGGUGUGGUGCAUAUGGUCGGCGGUAUCGCGGCCUUCGUCGGUGCCUUGGCUUUGGGUCCGCGCAUAGGACGCUUUGACAGGAACGACGGAAGUCCUAUUGAAAUAAGAGGACACUCAAUUCCGUUUGCAUCUCUGGGCGGGUUUAUCCUGGUGUUUGGAUUCUUUGCGUUCAACGGGUCCUCUCAGGGCUCAAUAUCCGGGGAUGGGGACGGAGCGGCAGUUGCCAUGGCUGUGACAAACACCGUGCUGGCGGCUUCCGGCGGCGCUUUCACCACGCUGGUGCUCAACAAGAUCAAAUACUUCGGCGACUCGAAAUGGAGUUUCCUCACCACACUGAACGGAUGUCUUACGGGAAUGGUAGCGGUCUGCGCGGGGUGUAAUCAGUUCAAGUCAUAUUUCGGCUUCAUCACGGGGGUGCUCGGCGGGAUCGCUUACAUGGUCACCACAUGGCUCGUCCUCAAGCUCAAGGUCGACGACCCACUGGACGCCACUGCAGUACAUUUCGGCGGGGGCGUGGUCGGUGUUCUAAGUGUGCCGCUCUUCUCCUACGACUACGGCGUCAUCUACCACUGGGAUAUGAAAUCCGGAUACUACCUGGCAUGGCAGGUCGCGGGGUUGGCGGCUAUCUUCAGCUGGGCGGCCGUCCUCUCUCUUAUCAUGUUCUUCUCGCUCAAAAAACUCAACAUUUUUAGAGUCCCCUUCGAAUACGAGGUCAAAGGUCUUGACAUCCCGAAGCACGGGGAGACGGCGUACCCGGCGGAGGCGUACGGACACGGGUGGGGGGAGAAGGGAGACGCGCUCAUGGGCCUCAUGAAGGAGGCCGCGAACGCCAGCAUCAAAACUGUCGUCUCUAAACACACCAAUGUGACUAUCAAGGAAACCGUUCGGCCUAGCGAAAGCCCGGAGGUAGACGCGAUGCGAGGCUAUGAGAACAAAGGGUACACCGGAAGUAAUCCCACCCGAGGGCCAUCUGCCAACCCCUCCUCUACCCAGCUCUGA
Molecule: messenger RNA, 1491 nt
Organism: Mya arenaria
Lineage: Eukaryota; Metazoa; Mollusca; Bivalvia; Myida; Myidae
Product: putative ammonium transporter 1
Exons: 11
Coding region: 10-1491 (493 amino acids)
Biological process (GO): ammonium homeostasis; ammonium transmembrane transport
Cellular component (GO): membrane
Molecular function (GO): ammonium channel activity
Source: RefSeq, a predicted model, not a curated record